Molecule: messenger RNA, 1052 nt
Organism: Helianthus annuus (common sunflower)
Lineage: Eukaryota; Viridiplantae; Streptophyta; Magnoliopsida; Asterales; Asteraceae
Product: probable E3 ubiquitin-protein ligase ZFP1
Exons: 5
Coding region: 67-672 (201 amino acids)
Biological process (GO): maturation of SSU-rRNA from tricistronic rRNA transcript (SSU-rRNA, 5.8S rRNA, LSU-rRNA)
Cellular component (GO): nucleus
Molecular function (GO): ubiquitin protein ligase activity
Source: RefSeq, a predicted model, not a curated record
ACGAUCAAACCCUUCCGUCUCUUCUGUGUGCCGUGUCAUCGCCCAAAUUCCAAUUAUUAAUCUGCAAUGGCGGAACUCACACCCGAGGCUGUUAAUCUGCUCAGUGAAGGUAUCGCCUUGCUUCUUGGUAGAUGGUAUGCACUUCAGAACGAACCUGAGAAAGCCCAACAACUUACCGUUAAUAUCUAUCAAUGGCUAAUCAGACCUUCUGAGGCAUUAUAUGUUGACGAGUUGGAGGAUUUACUUGAUGAUUUCAUGCUCUCUUUUAAUACGGAUAUUGAUGAUGGUAGCGUUGAGGAGAUAGCAGAUAGCUUAAUGAUCAUGCAUAAAGAAUGUUUGGAAGGUAACUUUGCCUCGAUUGUACGACUCAGGCAACCUGUUCCUACUUUCAAUCAACGCAUACAGGAGCAAGGUGGACAGUUUGGCAACAAGGAUUUAGGUUUGUCGGAUGAUUUUAUUUCAGAUCAUGGAAAAGUAAUAAUCUUCAUCUCAUCCAAAUCUUCACCUGCUGAUGAAGAACCUAAUUUCUGUGUAAUUUGUCAGAUGGAUUUUGAAGAUCAAGAAAGAAUCAGGGUGCUAGAUUGUCACCACGAGUACCAUGUAGAAUGCAUCAGUAAGUGGUUCAAUGUGAAGAGGACUUGCCCGAUUUGCAAAUCCAUAGCACUUUACUAAACAUAGGGUGCUUUCUCUCUCUCUCUUAUAAGUUAUGGUAAUUAUCAGACUAAAAUGUCUAUUGUCGUUUUGGAGGUGAAACUGUUAAUAACCGCCUAAAAGUGGUCUUUUAGUUGGCUUAAUCUCGUCCGGAACCUUUUUGACUAGACCUUUUCAAGCUGCCCGAUUCACUCACCAUGGCUUUUAAUCCAUGGUUUAAGAGAUGCUAUUCUUUCUGUUUUGUUUACACACCUUUAACUAUAAAAUGUGAUUUUACAACGAUUGUGUUUAUAUUCCUUUGAGUCAUUUAUAAAUAGAGUAAACUUCCGUUUUGCUCCCUGUGGUUUGGUCACUUUAACGGUUUUGCUCCAAACCUUUAAAAAUAUCCAUUUUGCUCCCUG